Molecule: messenger RNA, 477 nt
Organism: Gossypium raimondii (Peruvian cotton)
Lineage: Eukaryota; Viridiplantae; Streptophyta; Magnoliopsida; Malvales; Malvaceae
Exons: 1
Coding region: 1-477 (158 amino acids)
Source: RefSeq, a predicted model, not a curated record
AUGGAAAAAGCACUUACAGUGAUUGGCUGUAUGGACAUAGACCUUGCACUAAGGGAAGAACAACAUACACCUCUCACUGCGGAAAGCACCCCUGAUGCUAAAAGAGAUUUUGAGAGGAAGGAUCGUUCAAAUUGCAUGAGUCUAAUGAUCUUGAAGUACAGCAUUCCAGAAGCCUUUAAGGGCAUAGAAUCUGAAGAGAUUACUCAAGCUAGGGGUUUCCUUGAUGAAAUUGAGAAACGUUUUGCUAAAAAUGAUAAGGUUGAGAUGACAUCACUUCUGACUUAUUUGAUGUUUAUGAAAUAUAAGGGUCAAGGAAACGUGAGGGAGUACAUAAUGGAGAUGUUUCAUAUUGCUUCAAGACUUAAGGCACUUAAGAUCGAGCUUUCUAAUGAAUUGUUUGGUCUUAUGGUUUUGGUAUCGCUUCCUUCACAGUUUGACCAAUUUAAAAUUAUUUACAACUGUCAGAAGAAGAAAUAG